AUGGCGCUUGUGCCCGGAACCGCAAGGGAUGACAGCUUGGAUACUAGUUGUAGUGUUACUGUUCUUGUUGUUGACAUAUCGCUCCCGAAAGAUGCGGUAGUUAUCGGGUUAGAGGUUAAGCGCAAAAUCAGCGACGAUUAUAUGAGCGAGAUACCAACCGGCGGUGGCCUAGACGUUGGUUAUUGGAGUCCUAUAGGGGUUCGACCGAUUUUUUCGACCAUUAAUGAUGCGGUAAAUGCGGCCUACUACAUUAACGGGGAGGCUUGUUAA
Orbilia oligospora ATCC 24927 is the source of this 270-nucleotide messenger RNA. RefSeq lists its product as uncharacterized. The transcript has 2 exons. The coding region runs from base 1 to 270 and encodes 89 amino acids. The record is from RefSeq and is a predicted model, not a curated record. NCBI's taxonomy places the organism in Eukaryota, Fungi, Ascomycota, Orbiliomycetes, Orbiliales, Orbiliaceae.